AUCGACAUCACUCCCUCAGUGCCGAGUGAGUCGCCGUGAGGGGUGCGCGCUACCCCUCAUGAAACGGCUCCGAUUUCGAACCGCCAACUGCCGAUGUGUUUUGUAUUGUGAUUUUUUAAAAUGGCUUCACCCAAAGAGAAACGCGACUCUUGCGGCAAAAUUCGUCGCUGGUGCCGGAGCCGACGCGCCCAGCUUUGGAGGCUGCUUCUGCUGCCGUUCAUACCGAUUCUGGCCCUCAUCAUACAAACCACUCUGUCUUUGAAAAACAGCCUCACCAACGGACGGGAGGUCGCCGAUGUUGAGGAACAGGUCAGCAGAGCAACAGAACUGGGCAAGCUGGUCACCAGACUCCAACAGGAAAGAUCCGAAGUGGCUUUCUUCAUUUUUACUAAUGGCAGCACGUUAAGGUCAAACUUGUACCAGCGGUUUGCGGACACAGACAGCGCUAUCCAACAGAUGGGUGACCUUCCAAACCUCACCUUCAAGAACAGGUCCAAGCCUGUCGACGGCGAGAGUUUCAAAAACGAACUCCUGGAUCUUAGGGCGAGCAUAAACGAUGGUACGUCUAUGACAGAAGUGGUAGAAUGGUAUACGAACGCAAAUGCAGCCUUUUUGAGCCACCUGACCAAGGAGAUCAAGGACACUGACAGCAGCACCAUAUGGAGAUAUUUGGUGGGGUUCAAGAAUUUGUUACGAAGCAUCGAGUGUAAAGGGAUAGCUUCAGUUCUGGGCAUCAAUUAUUUUGCCAGAGGAUCUUUGCAACCAAGAGCUCACGAGAGGUACAUAGCUCACAUGGUGCUUGGCAGAGAUCUCCUGGACAACACACUAAACUUGGUGCCUUCGUUGAUUCCACUCCAUAAGGACAUCAAAGAAGACAGCCCAGAGUACCAGGUCUUAGAAAAGAAGAACCAACAGAUUGUAGACAACCGUCACCAGCCAGGAAGUGUCAACGACGCCAUUGAAUAUUUCGACCAGACAGCCACGUUGCUGGACAAGUUGAGGGCUGUACAGAAACAACUCCGGGAAUACAUCAGAGAUGGCGUCAACGAAAGUCUCCGGGAAGCUCGUCGCAGCGAAGCCGUAUGCGCGGCCAUCUUGGUUCUCGUGUGUGUGGUAUCUCCUAUCAUCAUUGCUUUAGUCACAAACGCUGUCAACACUAUACAGGUCUACGCAAGAAAUCUAUCAGAAAAGGCCAGAGAACUGGAAUACGAGAAGGAACUGAGUGAUUCUUUGCUAUAUCAGAUGCUUCCCGCCAGUGUCGCGAAGCAGCUCAAGCAGACACAACAGGUGCCAGCCGAGUUUUUUGCCUCCGUUACUGUUUACUUCAGUGAUAUUGUCGGCUUCACGGCCAUUGCUGCUGUAUCGACGCCUUAUCAGGUUAUUAGCUUCCUGAACUCAGUAUACAAGUUAUUCGACGAGCGAAUUGAAUGCUAUGAUGUCUACAAAAUAGAAACGAUCGGAGAUUCAUAUAUGGUGGCGUCUGGUCUACCAGUGCGAAACGGUAACGUUAAGGGCAACAAACACGCAACAGAGAUAGCCAGUAUGGCAUUAGAGCUGCUGGAAGCGACUUCUAUGUGUCGACUGCCGCACAGACCCGAUCAGACCCUGUGCAUGAGGAGUGGGAUCCACACGGGGCCGUGUGUCGCCGGCAUCGUCGGCAGCAAGAUGCCUCGGUACUGCCUUUUUGGAGAUACCAUCAACACAGCUAGCCGCAUGGAGAGCACGGGCGAACCAAUGAAGAUUCAGAUUUCAGAAGAUGUGAAGAGAGCGUUAGACAAAUCGGGAAAUUUUGUGACUACGCCCAGAGGCGUUGUGGACGUUAAGGGUAAAGGGGAAAUGAUGACGCAUUGGCUUGAAGGCAGAACUGGACCAUCCCCAGUCAGGCCCACCACCUCCUUGGAUUGCACGCCUGGCUUCCUCACCCGGAUGCACUCGCAGAAGAAAACGUCACCCAGAUACCAACCAGAGUCGAAGAGAAACCAUUGAAAAUAGAAUGAGUUCUAAAAAAUGAAUUUAUGUAAAUAUUUGACAUCGAACUGGUUCGUCAGAAUUUUGAUAUUUAAAAAAAUAUAUCCAGGAAAUAUAUAUAUUAUAUUAGUGGUAGGUAGGCAAAAGUAGGGCGUUUAUAUUGUUAAUAAAAAAAAACAAAAUUAAAACCUUUAAUUUUAUUACUAAACACACUGCGAAUGUCGUUAGAUCAAUUCCAAAAAUUAAACGUAGUUUCUUGAUGUGAUUUUGAAUAUCUAUUAGAAUGCUUAAUUAAAAUGUUGCAGUUUUGUCUAUUGACGGCAUUUAGUCCUAUUGGGCAUUUUAAAAAUAAUUAAAUUGUGUUUAAGAAAUAAAUGUAUUUAAAUGUUAGUGACACUAAAAGACUGGCAGUCAAUCAUCGGCCUAGAUAGAGGAAAGAAAAAUAAAAAGCGAUUUAAAUAAUUUUCAUUCUAUACGUUGUAACUUAUCGUAAGAACAAUUAAAUCAAUUUAUUAUCGAUUUUAUUAUAACAUCACAUAGCCUCUAUCAAUGCAACUUGAUACCUCACACAUUGUUAUUUUAUAUGUCAUUUAAGAAUUAACAUACAUGCACCAUGGAGCAUAACACGCCUUUUUUGGGCAAUCGCGUAAAAAUAAAACUGGAUUUUUCUUGGGGAAGAACUUUUUUCGCAUUGUGAGAUUGUGUUCCUUGUAUUAUUAUUUAUUGUAUUAAAUCUGUACUUUUUGUAUUAGUAUAACAUAACAUAAAA
Messenger RNA from Plodia interpunctella (Indianmeal moth), 2737 nucleotides. RefSeq lists its product as uncharacterized. Gene Ontology annotation, biological process: intracellular signal transduction; cGMP biosynthetic process; receptor guanylyl cyclase signaling pathway. Gene Ontology annotation, cellular component: plasma membrane. Lineage: Eukaryota; Metazoa; Arthropoda; Insecta; Lepidoptera; Pyralidae. The record is from RefSeq and is a predicted model, not a curated record. Gene Ontology annotation, molecular function: guanylate cyclase activity; adenylate cyclase activity; peptide receptor activity. The transcript has 16 exons. The coding region runs from base 121 to 1986 and encodes 621 amino acids.